AUGGUUUUCAAGGCCUCGUUCAGUAUUGCCUGCGAAACGUCUCUUUUCGGUACUAGCGAAUCGUCUAUUUUCGGCAUUGAUGAUGGGCCGCCAAUGUCGGGAAUAGACAAUUGGAGACCGGUUACUCCGCCGGCAGUAGGGAUAAAUACGAAGAAAUUAUUUCACAAGGCUGAUUCUCGAGAAUAUUAUUUACAAUAUUAUUUACAAAUCUGUUCUCGAGAUGUUUGCCCAUCUGAAUUUGAGACUACAGUUGAGAAGAACAUUGAUGAACUGGAAGCUGAGGAAGGUGAAGCAUUUAGAGUUGAGAAUGUUGAAAGUGUUGAAAGUGAAGAUAAUAUUGUAGUUGAUGACUCCCGCUGUGACAAUGUUGGUUUUCAAAACAAGGAUGAUGAAAAAUUUGAGAAUGACACAACAAUAGGAGGUUUUGAAGAUGUCCAAGAUUUAAAUGCGACCUUGGACAAACUUACAGUGCUCACAUUGAAGCGAGCUACAGAGGAAUCUAUUUCAAACUUCACUGACCAUUUGGAUACUCCAGUGCAACUCAAAGAAGACGAGCAUAACGUGGAUGACCUAAGUAUAUAUGGUUCAGAGGAUGAAGAUGAAGAGUUAAAAGGAGAGGACGAACGAGAAGAAGAAGAGGAGGACGAAGAAAUUGGCUGCUUCCGAAAUAAAAAAAUUAUACAUGUUUAUUAG
Molecule: messenger RNA, 693 nt
Organism: Striga asiatica
Lineage: Eukaryota; Viridiplantae; Streptophyta; Magnoliopsida; Lamiales; Orobanchaceae
Source: the annotation of a GenBank genome assembly